GCUGACCGACUGCUUUUGCACCACAGGGUCAACCUUCGCACCCAGAAGCGCCUCGCCGCCUCCGUGGUGGGCUGCGGCAAGCGCAAGAUUUGGCUCGACCCCAAUGAGAUGAAUGAGAUCUCCAACGCCAACUCCCGCCAGACCAUCCGCAAGCUCGUCAGCGAUGGCCUCAUCAUCCGCAAGCCCGUCACCAUGCACUCCCGCUCCCGUGCCCGUGAGCUUGCCGCCGCCCGCAGAAUCGGCAGACACCGUGGUCUGGGUAAGCGCAAGGGUACCAAGGAGGCUCGUAUGCCCAGCCAGAUCCUCUGGAUGCGCCGCAUGCGUGUUCUCCGUCGCCUGCUCGUCCGCUACCGUGCCUCCGGCAAGAUCGACAAGCACCUUUACCACGAGCUCUACCACCUGAGCAAGGGUAACACCUUCAAGCACAAGCGUGCCCUCGUUGAGCACAUCCAGAAGGCCAAGGCCGAGCGCCACCGUGAGCGUGUCCUCAAGGAGGAGAUGGAUGCUAAGCGUGCCAAGAACAAGGCUCUCCGUGAGAGACGCGCGGAGCGCAAGGAGGCCAAGCAGAACGCCCUUGUUGCUGAGGCUCAGGAGUAA
Aspergillus ibericus CBS 121593 is the source of this 597-nucleotide messenger RNA. Its product is annotated as 60S ribosomal protein eL19. Gene Ontology annotation, molecular function: RNA binding; structural constituent of ribosome. Gene Ontology annotation, cellular component: cytosolic large ribosomal subunit; ribosome. NCBI's taxonomy places the organism in Eukaryota, Fungi, Ascomycota, Eurotiomycetes, Eurotiales, Aspergillaceae. The transcript is spliced from 3 exons. The annotation marks the transcript as partial. Gene Ontology annotation, biological process: translation. The record is from RefSeq and is a predicted model, not a curated record.